ACCCAAAAUGUAACGGUCACGUAUCCUGGCAAUGGAAAAACGUCUGUUGGCGGAUUCAUUGCCAAUUUGGAGCUCUCCAUGCCCAAUAUACUAUUUACUUAACAUUCUUCUUAAUUUUGUCAAGUGUCUCUAAGAGAAAAGACAUGGCCCAAGCCGGAGGCGGUGGUGGUGGUGGUGGUGGUGGUGGUGGAGGUGGUGGUAAUAAAAAGGCUGAGGACUUACAACCACAUCCAGUGAAAGAGCAGUUACCUGGAGUUCAAUAUUGCAUAAACAGUCCUCCUCCAUGGCAUGAAGCUAUUUUAUUGGGGUUCCAGCACUAUCUUUUGGCACUUGGUAUUACUGUUCUGAUACCAAGCUUGAUCGUCCCUCUAAUGGGCGGUGGCGAUGCUGAGAAGGCUAGAGUAAUACAAACAUUACUCUUUGUUUCAGGAUUUAGCACAUUUUUUCAGACUUUAUUUGGCACCCGGCUUCCGUCUGUGGUUGUGGGUUCAUAUGCAUAUGUUAUGCCCACUACCUCAAUUCUCCUAGGCAGUAGAAACAGUAUGUUCAUUGAUCCCCAUGAGAGGUUUGUACAAACAAUGAGAGCAACACAAGGUGCUUUAAUCAUCAGUGGCUGUUUCCAAAUAGUUAUGGGUUUCUUUGGUCUUUGGAGAAAUGUAGUCAGGUUUCUUAGCCCUCUUUCUAUUGUACCUUAUGUAACUUUCACGGGGCUUGGUCUCUAUUACCUUGGUUUCCCUACUCUGGCAAACUGUGUUGAAGUUGGGCUUCCAGAAAUAUUUGCAAUGGUUUUCAUAUCACAGUAUCUUCCUCACUAUGUGAAGUCAAAAAGGCCCAUAUGUGAUCGGUUUGCGGUUCUGUUCUCUGUUGCUCUUUCAUGGUUGUUUGCACAGCUUCUAACUGCAAGUGCUGUUUAUGAUAAUAAGCCUUCAAAAACUCAAAUGAGUUGCAGAACUGACCGUGCAGGACUUGUUAGUGCAUCACCUUGGAUUUAUAUUCCUUAUCCAUUUCAGUGGGGAAGCCCAACAUUUAAGGCUGGAGAAGCUUUUGCAAUGAUAGCUGCUGCUUUUGUUUCUUUGUUUGAGUCCACGGGCACAUUUUUCGCGACUGCGAGAUAUGGAAGUGCCACUCCUGUUCCACCUUCAGUCAUCAGCCGUGGGACUGGCUGGCUGGGGAUUGGGGUGUUGUUCAAUGGUUUUUUUGGAUGUCUGACAGGAUGUACUGCAUCAGUGGAAAAUGCAGGUCUGUUGGCAUUGACAAAAGUAGGAAGCCGAAGAGUUAUUCAAAUAUCUGCUGGAUUUAUGAUUUUCUUCUCUAUAUUUGGAAAAUUUGGGGCACUAUUUGCAUCUAUACCUCUGCCAAUUGUAGCAGCUAUGUAUUGUGUUCUAUUUGGUUAUGUCUCUUCUGCAGGCCUCGGUUUUCUCCAGUUCUGUAACCUGAAUAGUUUCAGGACAAAAUUCAUCCUUGGCUUUUCUUUCUUCAUGGGCAUUUCAGUACCGCAAUACUUUAGAGAAUACUAUCAACAAGGAUCAAAUUGCGGCUAUGUUUACACAGGUUCUAGAUGGUUUCACGAUAUAGUGACUAUCAUCUUCACAUCCCAUGCGACUGUAGCUGCUUUGGUUGCAUUUUUCCUGGAUUUCACUCUUUUUCGCGAAAAUGAUGAAACGAGAAAGGACAGUGGCUUGAAGUGGUGGGAAAAAUUCAGCUUAUACAAUUCAGAUGUUAGAACUGAUGAAUUCUAUGCAUUACCUUGUAGACUUGAUAAACUUUUCCCAGCCAUUUAAUCUUUCAUUAAUUGCCUUUUAAUGGCUGAAAAAAAAGAAGUUAAAAAAAAAAAGUUUACUUUGCAGCUAUUUUUUCCAUUUUCAAAGUUCCUGUAAAUUCUUGC
This is a messenger RNA of Jatropha curcas, 1885 nucleotides long. RefSeq names its product putative nucleobase-ascorbate transporter 10. Gene Ontology annotation, biological process: transmembrane transport. The record is from RefSeq and is a predicted model, not a curated record. Gene Ontology annotation, molecular function: transmembrane transporter activity. Gene Ontology annotation, cellular component: membrane. NCBI's taxonomy places the organism in Eukaryota, Viridiplantae, Streptophyta, Magnoliopsida, Malpighiales, Euphorbiaceae.